CAGUGAUGGAUGACGAGAAAUCUAAGGAAGAAAUAGAGGAUUGGAAAGUGUACGAAGCUUUGUGUAGCAAAUCUCCAACUGAAGACAUGGAGGCCGAUGUUGCUAAUGACGUCGUCACCGCAUUGAGAAGUGAUCUUGCUGGUCUGCAGUACAAAAGAGACAAAUUAAUUUCUGAAAACACGGAUUUAAAAAACCAAAUGCUUUCGCGAGAUCAGAGGAUAUUAGAACAGCAAGUGGAAAUCGACCACUUGCGUGAGCAGAAUGCCAGGCAGAGUGCUGUCAUCUCAUCACUCAGAAAGAAAAUCCAGGAUCUGGAGGACAUACAACGCAGUUUACAAACGUCCCAAGGAAGAAGUGAAGUCACAGUACAGACACUUCAACGUGACAACCGUUACUGUGAAGAGAAAAUAAAGGAUUUAGAAAAAAAGCUCCGAUCCCUAGAGUUGGAGUGUCACAAUGAGGAACAACACAAAGAGAAUGCCCGCUGCCAGUUUCACGACUUGGUGCGGAGGCUUUCUGCAGCUUUGGAGUUCGAUUUUUGCGACACCACUCACAGUCACUCCCCUGAAACUCUUAUCAUCAAGGCCGCCGAACUUGUUCAAGAAAUCACCAGACUUAAAAAUAAAUGCAUGAACACUACUGAUAACUUAUCAACGGUGGAACAAGAUUUAAGAAGUUGCAGAGAUGCUUUGGAAAGAGCAAAUUCUGACAAAGAAAUGUUACAGCGUCAACUAUCCUCUCAAUUAUUAGAUAUUGAAAGGCUCAAACAAGAGAAAGAGUCCUUGUCUGUCUCUAAUAGGGUUUUGGAAAGAGAAUUACACGAAGCACGAGAGAAGUUAUCGCAUUGUUCUAAAAACCUUAACGUGGUAACCGACAACGUAAAUCAGAAUGAAUCCAUUAUUAUACAACUGAAAGAGGACCUUAGACACAGAGAAGAAAAAUACCAAAGACUUCAGGCAGAAUUUCGGAACACGAUGGAAUCCCUCGCAAUCUUGUUGAGCCUGCCCACUCGGUUUGUGGAAGCUCACGAGAGCACUAUCAAGGAUCGGAUACGCGAACUAUUGAGUGAAAACAAAGAUAGGGCCGUGCAAAUCGAAGCUCUUCGCGACAAGUUAGCGGCUGAAUCCCAGCAAUUAAGUAGAACAGCUCACCUGCACGACCAGGCCACCACCCGGGUCCGUAUCCUAGAAGACGAGAGGAACAUGCUGGAAGCCAAGGUUCACAAAUUAGAAGCCGAGCUCAACGCUAUGGAACUUUCUAGAGAUAGCCUAAGGAAAGACAAAGCAAAUUUUGUAGCAUUCCUUGAGCGUCUGGGCAGAACGCUAAAUAUGGAUGAGUUGACGCAGGACAUCGGCAUAGAGCUGCACACUGAGUCGAUAAUGCACCGCGCCGAGCAACUUGCUAGACUUGAGAGCGAUAAAAUUGUUGACAAGAUGCUAUAUUACGGAUACUAUGGCACCCUGCCGCGGCUACGAAGAGAAAGGUCAUUCCAUGAUUUGCCUUAUCUCAAAGAAACAGCCGUAGUUUACCAACUACAGAGACGUAUAAGAAUUCUAAGAGAACAACUGCAGAGGAAAGAUCUUCAUUUGGAUUUGUUACGACGUAAAUUGAGUAUUCAGGAAGAAAGCUCCAGAGUCCGCGCUGUAAUGCAAGCUGAAAGGGACGAAGCAGUCGGUCGCAGCAAGAAACUCGCGCGACAAUGCGACAAACUAGCCGUGCAGUUAAAUGAUGCGCGCGCGCAAAUUCGAGACCUAAACGCCCAGCUGGCUGAUGCAGCAGAGUAUAAGAUAACAUCUCUGGAACGCGCGCGCAAGAUCGAAGAAUUACAGAAGAAACUGGAAGAGGCUGAUUUGUUGCGCGCCCGUUAUAACCGAAAGGUCAACGUACUCAAGGACCAGGUUCGGGCGACUGGAGAAACCUUCGAACAGGAGAGGACGACCACGGAACACCAGAUUUCGAUGCUAAGAGACGACCUAGCGAGGACUAAGGAGUCGUUAGUCGAGUGCCAGAGGAGAGAAGCCCAAUUACUCAGUUUCAGGCAUUCGAUCGCGAAACUCCUCGGUAUCCUAGUGCCGGCCUCAGUGUCGGACUUCGAGAUGGUGUCGCGGCUGCAGAAGCUGAUUGACGCCCACCACGACUUUACCGUCGUGUCGCGCCGCUAUGAUGACCCUACACUGUUAAGAGCCUCUUCGCGGUCGCCUCCGCCCUCUAGGUGUAGAACUAGGACACCGGACCGGUCUCUCCGGUACGACGACUCAGGGUACGCAGACCCUGCCUUCGAACUUGACGACGAGCUUUACAAGGCGCGCGCCGGCUUGUGACAGUCACGGCGGCGCGCGCGCUUCUAAAACAGCGGGUUUCUUAUCGCCAGAGGAUCAUCAACAUUGAAAAUACAUAGAACAUUCAUUCCAGCUUUGGUUUAUAAAGUCGGUACUUCGUUGAUCUGCUGUCGUCUUACACAAUCGCUAAAAUAAACGCUUAGGAAAUGGUAUAUUCUAUAGAUCUCACGUGAAAUUGUUUAUUUAAAAAUUAAAUCACAAAUUGUAAUUUCAUUAGGUCGCAAACCGGUUAAAUGUCAUGAUAAUGAACGUCUGUGGUCGCGUGAUUUGUCUUUUUUUUCGUUAAAUAUAAAACAUGCGCUAGACGUAUGCCCUUGAUAAUUGAAAAACAAAUUAGUACAAAUAUUUAAAUGCUAUUUUCGUUGAUUACACUACCUUGUUAUCAACCCUACUUAAACUUCACUUGUAUUAAAUAAAAGUUGGGAUUGAGAUUGAAAAUUCGAACACAAAAAUCUUUAUCAUCCUACGUACAUUCCUGCCUAGGAAAAAUAUAAGUAGUU
This is a messenger RNA of Amyelois transitella, 2839 nucleotides long. RefSeq names its product coiled-coil domain-containing protein 170-like. The record is from RefSeq and is a predicted model, not a curated record. The coding region runs from base 6 to 2321 and encodes 771 amino acids. The transcript is spliced from 12 exons. Lineage: Eukaryota; Metazoa; Arthropoda; Insecta; Lepidoptera; Pyralidae.